Molecule: messenger RNA, 1125 nt
Organism: Homo sapiens (human)
Lineage: Eukaryota; Metazoa; Chordata; Mammalia; Primates; Hominidae
Gene: OR4N4C
Product: olfactory receptor family 4 subfamily N member 4C
Exons: 1
Coding region: 92-1042 (316 amino acids)
Source: RefSeq, marked inferred
UGUGGCAUACCUUGUGUUUAGUUCAAGAACUAUAAUCUAGAUGUAACACCUGAAAAUAAACUCUUUUAUUGAUAUUCUACAGGCAGAAGAAAUGAAGAUAGCAAACAACACAGUAGUGACAGAAUUUAUCCUCCUUGGUCUGACUCAGUCUCAAGAUAUUCAGCUCUUGGUCUUUGUGCUGAUCUUAAUUUUCUACCUUAUCAUCCUCCCUGGAAAUUUUCUCAUUAUUUUCACCAUAAGGUCAGACCCUGGGCUCACAGCCCCCCUCUAUUUAUUUCUGGGCAACUUGGCCUUCCUGGAUGCAUCCUACUCCUUCAUUGUGGCUCCCAGGAUGUUGGUGGACUUCCUCUCUGAGAAGAAGGUAAUCUCCUACAGAGGCUGCAUCACUCAGCUCUUUUUCUUGCACUUCCUUGGAGGAGGGGAGGGAUUACUCCUUGUUGUGAUGGCCUUUGACCGCUACAUCGCCAUCUGCCGGCCUCUGCACUGUUCAACUGUCAUGAACCCUAGAGCCUGCUAUGCAAUGAUGUUGGCUCUGUGGCUUGGGGGUUUUGUCCACUCCAUUAUCCAGGUGGUCCUCAUCCUCCGCUUGCCUUUUUGUGGCCCAAACCAGCUGGACAACUUCUUCUGUGAUGUCCGACAGGUCAUCAAGCUGGCUUGCACCGACAUGUUUGUGGUGGAGCUUCUGAUGGUCUUCAACAGUGGCCUGAUGACACUCCUGUGCUUUCUGGGGCUUCUGGCUUCCUAUGCAGUCAUCCUCUGCCAUGUUCGUAGGGCAGCUUCUGAAGGGAAGAACAAGGCCAUGUCCACAUGCACCACUCGUGUCAUUAUUAUACUUCUUAUGUUUGGACCUGCUAUCUUCAUCUACAUAUGCCCUUUCAGGGCCUUACCAGCUGACAAGAUGGUUUCUCUCUUUCACACAGUGAUCUUUCCAUUGAUGAAUCCUAUGAUUUAUACCCUUCGCAACCAGGAAGUGAAAACUUCCAUGAAGAGGUUAUUGAGUCGACAUGUAGUCUGUCAAGUGGAUUUUAUAAUAAGAAACUGAGAAGGAGGAAUUCUGGCUGGAAUUCAUAUCAUUCAUUUAACAAGUCCUGUUUUUCACUGGUACCUCCCAUUUGCCAGGUACCA